UCAUGCCGCCGGAACUGCAAUUUACUGCUACAUACGGCAAAACAGAGGGGGAGUAGCUUGCUAGUUGAGAAUAUUUUUUAAUCAGUUACCUUAGCUAAUUUUCGCUCCAGAAUGGCCCUGGAAACGGUACCCAAGGACCUUCGGCAUUUACGAGCUUGUCUCUUGUGCUCCCUCGUUAAGACCAUUGAUCAGUUUGAAUAUGAUGGCUGCGACAACUGUGAAUCCUACCUCCAGAUGAAAGGAAAUAGGGAGAUGGUGUACGAGUGCACGAGUUCUUCUUUUGACGGGGUCAUAGCAAUGAUGAGCCCGGAGGACAGCUGGGUGGCCAAAUGGCAAAGAAUCAGCAACUUUAAGCCUGGAGUCUAUGCUGUAACAGUGACAGGACGGCUACCUCCAGGCGUCGUGAGGGAGCUGAAGAGCAGGGGAGUGAUCUACAAGUCGAGAGACACAGCUGUGAAGACAUAAGCGCAUCGCCGCCCGCCCGUCACUCAAGAAGCCUUUCACUUCCCGGCGCACAUCUUUGAAACGGCAUUCCUGUGAAAACCGCUCCGUUUUUGGGACUCUCGCCGACGAUAAAUCAUUUGUUCUAUUUUGUAAUGCAUAUUUUCAGAAUCAGUGAUAUCUGUAGAACAGUCUGUUGUUUUUGUUUCAAGUAGAGUAAAGAUUUGUUAAAUAAGGAUAUUGGAGGACUAUUGUCUUCAUUGGGAAUAUGUAUGUUGUAUUUUGGGGUAAAUAAAAGCACACUUUUUUUCUUUUUUUUGAGGAAUAGGCUUUUUCUAAAAUUCCCCAGAAUGAUAAGGUGUAAUUGACAUCUUAAUAAACGGUAUGAAUUGCUUUUAUGAAAA
Anguilla rostrata (American eel) is the source of this 845-nucleotide messenger RNA. It is a transcript of the gene supt4h1, whose product is annotated as SPT4 homolog, DSIF elongation factor subunit. Lineage: Eukaryota; Metazoa; Chordata; Actinopteri; Anguilliformes; Anguillidae. The transcript has 5 exons. The coding region runs from base 112 to 465 and encodes 117 amino acids. Gene Ontology annotation, biological process: transcription elongation-coupled chromatin remodeling; regulation of transcription elongation by RNA polymerase II. The record is from RefSeq and is a predicted model, not a curated record. Gene Ontology annotation, cellular component: DSIF complex; nucleus. Gene Ontology annotation, molecular function: zinc ion binding; RNA polymerase II complex binding.